This is a messenger RNA of Dendrobium catenatum, 3032 nucleotides long. RefSeq names its product probable metal-nicotianamine transporter YSL9. The transcript is spliced from 7 exons. Gene Ontology annotation, biological process: response to iron ion; seed development. The record is from RefSeq and is a predicted model, not a curated record. Gene Ontology annotation, molecular function: iron-nicotianamine transmembrane transporter activity; oligopeptide transmembrane transporter activity. Lineage: Eukaryota; Viridiplantae; Streptophyta; Magnoliopsida; Asparagales; Orchidaceae. Bases 484 to 2481 code for a protein of 665 amino acids. Gene Ontology annotation, cellular component: plasma membrane.
CAAUUCACAUUACGGGCUUUUCUCCUCAAUCGGAACGGGCUUUUCUCCUCAACCGGAACUGGAGAAACAUAUAUGAACAGAAACCUUCCCAACCGCUCUAAUGUCGAGCUGAAAGAAAGAGAUUUGGUACUCAGAGUGGGGUGGCUGUGUUUGUUGUGCCGCUCCAAGCAGAAACCGGAGAUCGAUCAUCUUCUUCAGCUCCUCACUGUAAGUGAUGAUGAGCAGAGUGGUUUCUGUUCUUAUUUCUGACCUUUGAGAAACACCAGGUUAGAUUCCAAGCUCUAUUAGGCAUAUAGGCAUGGUUUCCACUAUUGAUCGUUUGAGCUAGUUACCGAUUUUUGAACUGAGAGUGGAAAGGCGUCUCCUUUCUUUCUGAAUCAGCUGCUGGUUAGCAGAACAGAAAUUUUUGGAAAGUUUUCAGCCAAGCUCUUAUAUUGGCGAGCAUUUUCUCUUAAUUUGACUUGAUUGAAGCCGGGAAUCAUAAUGGUGGAAACCACAGAGACGCAAGAAAUAGAGAAAGGGGAGGACUUGGAGGAAAUCCAUGGGGCAUUGGAAACCAUGGAGGCUGAGAGGAUUCCUUCGUGGUCAACUCAUAUAACUCUUCGAGGUUUAACAGCAAGCCUCGCCAUUGGAAUUAUGUACAGUGUGAUUGUGAUGAAGUUGAAUCUAACCACCGGCCUUGUGCCCACCUUCAAUGUUUCCGCGGCCCUCCUUGCCUUUGUCUUCCUCCGUUCUUGGACGAAAAUACUUCACAAGGCUGGUUUCGCCGCAAAGCCCUUCACCAGGCAGGAGAAUACUGUGGUCCAGACUUGUGCUGUUGCUUGCUAUAGUAUAGCCGUCGGAGGAGGAUUUGGAUCUUAUCUGUUGGCACUGAAUAAGAAAACUUAUGAACAAGCUGGAAUGGAUACAGAGGGAAAUACGCCGGGGAGUUAUAAGGAGCCUGGUAUUGGUUGGAUGACUGGCUUUCUGUUUGCUGUUAGCUUUGUUGGGAUCUUGGCCUUGGUUCCUCUGAGAAAGAUCAUGAUUAUUGACUACAAGCUAACUUUUCCAAGCGGUACCGCAACUGCAGUUCUAAUCAAUGGCUUCCAUACUCCUCAAGGGGAUAAAAUGGCUAAGAAGCAAGUGCAAGGUUUUGCGAAAUAUUUCGCCAUCAGUUUCCUAUGGAGCUUUUUCCAGUGGUUUUUCUCAGGAGGAGAUGGGUGUGGCUUCUCACAAUUUCCUACUUUUGGCCUUAAUGCUUGGAAACAAACGUUUUUCUUUGAUUUCAGCCUCACUUAUGUUGGAGCUGGGAUGAUUUGUUCCUACCUAGUUAACAUAUCUCUUCUAAUUGGAGCUGUGCUUUCAUGGGGAGUAAUGUGGCCACUUAUUAGUGAUCUUAAAGGCAAGUGGUACCCCUCAGACAUACCAGAAAGCAGCAUGAAAAGCUUGCAGGGCUAUAAGGUUUUCAUCUCCAUUGCACUCAUUCUAGGAGAUGGCCUUUACAAUUUUCUCAAAAUUCUUGCCUUCGUAGCAAGAAGCAUGCAUGCUAGAUCAAGAAAUAAGAGCAUCAAGAAAGUGGCAGAUCAUAACAAUCAAUUUCUCGACGAUAUAUGGCGGAACGAGGUAUUCGUCAUGGGGAAUAUUCCUAUAUGGAUAGCUUACGCCGGUUAUGCAGUCUUCACUAUAGUUGCCCUCAUUUCCAUUCCCAAGAUGUUCCCAGAAGUGAAAUGGUACUAUGUCAUAUUCGCUUAUUUCCUCGCCCCGGCUCUUGGUUUCUGCAAUGCUUAUGGUGCAGGCCUUACUGACAUGAACAUGGCAUACAACUAUGGCAAAGUGGCUCUCUUCAUCCUUGCAUCUUUGGCAGGGAAGGACUCUGGAGUGAUUGCUGGUCUUGUAGGUUGUGGUCUGAUCAAAUCUGUAGUAUCUGUUUCUGCAGAUCUCAUGCAUGAUUUCAAGACAGGUCAUCUAACCCUUACAUCCCCAAGGUCAAUGCUCCUUUCACAGGCAAUUGGGACAUCCAUGGGCUGCAUUGUUGCUCCUGUGACGUUCUUCCUGUUCUACAAAGCAUUUGAUGUGGGAAAUCCACAAGGAAGCUUCAAGGCUCCUUAUGCUCUCAUCUAUCGAAACAUGGCAAUUUUGGGUGUUCAAGGCUUCUCUGCGCUUCCUCAACACUGUUUGCAGCUUUGUUAUGGUUUCUUUGGAUUUGCAGUGGUGGCCAACUUGAUGAGGGAUCUCUUCCCAACUAAGUAUGGACGGUGGGUUCCUCUUCCGAUGGCCAUGGCAGUGCCAUUCUUGGUUGGAGCUAGCUUCGCCGUCGAUAUGUGUGUUGGGAGUUUGAUAGUUUUUUUCUGGCAUCAGACUAAGAACCAUAAGGCUUCACUAUUGGUGCCGGCGGUCGCAUCGGGUUUGAUCUGUGGGGAUGGGCUAUGGGUUCUUCCUUCAUCGUUACUCGCUCUCGCAAAGAUCAAUCCUCCACUCUGCAUGAAGUUUUUGGCAACUUAAUUGAUUAGUGGAAUCAUGCAUUAGAAAGAAUUGGAGAGUAUUCUGAAAAGUGAACCAAUAUGUAGAUGGUAUAAGGAGUAACUAAGUGAGAUCUCUGGAGAAAUAACUAAUGAAUGAAAGUUUGGAGGACUCCAUAAUUCGACCUUGAAAUCUGAAUAUGGUACUUAAGAAGAUUCAUGGAGAGUAUCAAGAUAAUAUAAACAAAGUGAAUGAUAGUGCAGUAUGUAAAUUUAUAUUUACAAGCCCUCUCAAGCUGGGAAGAACAAUGCAGAUUGUGCUCUAGCUCUACUGAGUGACUGUGUCCGGUUUUCUGCCAAGACGCUAGUUCUUCAAGGUUAUGAAGGAAUAAAACAAACUCAGGAAGAUAUUCUCAGAGAAAUUUAGCUCUGAUAGAAACGUAACGUUCUCUUGUACUACAACAUUAGUUUUUUUUUUAUUGUAAGAUAUAUCGUUUUUUAUAAAAAUAUAUCAUCUAAGCAUGAUAUCAUAUCUCUUUUGGCCUUUUAUAAACAAAUCUGUAAGAAGGGAAUUUUUUGUAAUUCAGCUUUUUA